Molecule: messenger RNA, 2109 nt
Organism: Closterium sp. NIES-67
Lineage: Eukaryota; Viridiplantae; Streptophyta; Zygnematophyceae; Desmidiales; Closteriaceae
Source: the annotation of a GenBank genome assembly
CAUGUUGAAAUUCGGGUGAAUCCGGCGAGUAGGAGCUACACACGCCUAGUACAGCACUGCCACGCGCUCUCAGCUACACGUCCACCAACCACUUUAUCGUGUAGCUGCGCCGCUAAGACCCCUACAAACUAGGCCGUCUGUACUUCUGUCGCCCCGCUCACCCGACGCGGUGACUAAGGUAGACCAGUCUCGCCACUGUUCCCCGAGAGAAGUCCCCUCGCAGCAGCGUGCAGGAAAGGAUAGGAUAGGGUAGGAUGCACCGCUUGUCUGCGUCGCCUCGCGCCAUGACGUGCAGCCGCACGGUACAAAAAGGCAGAGAGUGCUGGGUAGUCAGACAUGCAUCGGACAGACAGCCAUUCAGCCACUACAACCAUAUUCUUCGAACAGUCAACUCCGUCAACACACUCCACUACCUUCGAGCAAAUUCGACCGCACUUCGAGCUCCUUUUCUGGAGAGAAAAUCAUCCUGUAAAAUCACCCGUUGACCCCAGCCAUGGCGUCCGUCCGCGUCCUCUCGCUUCUUCUCCUCGUCCUCGUCAGCGCUGCCGCCGUGGCGGAGGCGCGGAUCGACCCUGCGGAGUUUAUUAAGGCGAUCAAGGCGAUCAGGAGAUCGCCGCGAUUCAAGGCCGCGUCUGUUCCUGCUGCCGAGGCGCUGUUCCGCCGCCUCAUGAAGCUGGACAGCUCUACCGGAAACGUGACUCUCCUCGUCCCUGCAGAGCUUGCCGCGCUCAACGCCGCUGCGCUGCCCGCCUUCACGCUCCCGCAGGCCAACAAGAUCCGCCUCUACCAUCUGCUGUCGGGGCUCUACACCGUUGCUGACCUCCAGGCGCUGCCGCUCAACGCCAAGAUCGCCACGGUGGAGGGGAAAACAAUGAAGAAGCUCACGCCUGCGGUCAUCCCUGUGGUCAUGCUCAAGGGCAGAGACCUGCUGCCCUCCGUGCUGGUGUCUGGCGAUGUGUAUGUGGGCGAUACCCUCGCCGUGCACGUCGUCUCAUCCAUCCUCCUCCCGCCUGACCUCUAGAGUUCCAGGCAGUGCACAUGGGGUUGUUGUGAAGCCACCGGGAUAGCAGCAGCUCCCUGGCCAUCCACUUGGGAAAGUACGGCGGGCCAUGGGCGGUGCUCUGAUUGGUGGUGGUGGUGCUGCAGCCUCGCCUCCUCCUGCUUUCCUCUGCUGUGCCGUUUUACCGUGUGUUGAAGAUGGAGUGUGGUGGCAACGACUUGUUGCCCUGAAGAUGCGUGUGGGUAGUGCCAGGCCAGGUCUGGAUAUCAGUGUGCGCAAGGCAGAUGAAGGCAGGAAGUAGAGCGAGGGUGAGAACCGAUUGAGUGUUGUUUUUUGUGUAUAUUUGAAUCUAGCAUCCGAGUCGGCUUUCUUGUAGCACACCAAUAUUGUUCAUAUUUCCCUGUGCAAGCAAUUGGGGUUCUGCCACUUACCAAGACUUGAAAGACUGCAGCAGUUGUAGCAGCGAAGCAGACGGGUGCAGCAGCAGCAGCAGCAGGGUAGUUAGCGGGCAGGACAGUAGGGGGAUAGGAUGUGAGAGAGCGAGGUGUGGUGAAAGGUAAGGUGCAAAGCGAGGUGAAGGUAAGGCAAGUAAGCCCUAUCAUGUGAGUUCGCUGGUUCAAAUCCACCAUGACGGGGCAAGUGAGGAGCCGAAUAUAAGGUGAGGCAAGUGAGGGGAAUCCGAUCCCGACUAAAAGCUGAGGUACGUGAGGGGGUUCAGACCCCAACUAUGAGGGGAAGCAAGUGAGGGAGUUCAGACCCCAACCAUGAGGCGAGGCAAGUGAGAGGGUUCAGACCCCAAAUAUAAGGCGAGGCAAGUCUUGUGCAGGGCGGUCUUGCGCUGGGUGGUCUUGCACUGGCCGGUCUUGCACUGGGAAGUUGUGUUUUGAGUCAACUCAACUAUGAGUUGAGGCAGGUGAGGGGGUUUAGAUGCAAGGAUCCAAGUUGAGGCGCAUAAGUGGAGUUCAGACCCAAGUUUUGAAGGUGAGGGUUCAGACCCAAUCGAGCAAUGGAUUCAGGCUUGGGGUAAGGUAAUUUUGGCGGAUUAACUUGGGGCGUGGGGAAGGGAGCAGGCUUGAGCCCCUUGAGUACAAUAAGUGAAGGGAAGAUAC